This is a messenger RNA of Mytilinidion resinicola, 795 nucleotides long. RefSeq lists its product as uncharacterized. The transcript has a single exon. The record is from RefSeq and is a predicted model, not a curated record. Lineage: Eukaryota; Fungi; Ascomycota; Dothideomycetes; Mytilinidiales; Mytilinidiaceae. Bases 1 to 795 code for a protein of 264 amino acids.
AUGGCCACCACUCCAGAAUCUCGCCUCAUGGCCGCGCCAGCCGAGAUUCGUCAGCAGAUCUUACAAAAUCUAUUCACCAACGAAAUCCGAACCAACAAAGACGGCGAGAUCUUCAACAUGCCGUGGCAAUUGCAAUCCGUAUGCAAGCUACUCAAAGAGGACGUUGACACGAUCCAAAACCUCUGGAGCCCUCCUCAAUAUGCCACGCUUCUCGUCACAUAUCCGAAAGAGCUCCCCCAACUCCCGUCUGUCAUCGCACAACUGAAGCAGAAAACCGCCAAAGCGAAUAACGGAAAGCAAUGGAGUGGUUUCGAAGAGGCUGGACUGAUCAUUUUCCAUCCAACCGCCAUAAAGCAGGUCCUAGCCGACUUACCCGAUUGGCUUUCGAAGGACCAGGUGAUGCAGUCACUUUACUUGUGCGUCGUCAGAGAAUGGGAUCUUAACCGUUACGUUUUGAGGCCUACUCUAAAUCCAGAGGUUACUAGAAUCGUCAAAUCUAAUCUUACGUUACCUAAGGCCGACAGGGAUGCUGUGAAGGGGUGGUCAAGCCGGAAAUGGGACAGUAUGCAGACCGGGGCUUGGUGCGUUUUAAGGGAGCUCGCGGAGGACUACAGUUCUGCGUUCAAAGGAGACGCUGGGACUCCGUUCGUGCAGAUGGAGGACCGGAAAGGUAAUGGCGUGCAACCGAGAAUUGAGUUCACAGGCAUACUUCCAAAGGAGCACAAGGCGACAUUUGAAAAGAGGAACUCGGAGGCUAUGAUUCCCUUCCAUAUCGGGGGCAUAGAGUGGAUCUGA